AUUUUUUAUUUUGACAGCUGUAACAAUUCUGUGGGUCAAAAAUCAAAUGUGAUUUAUAUCUUCUAGUAAAAACUAAUUUUUGCGUAUAAUAUAAAAAAACACUUCAGUGUUCAAAUUGUUACCUUAUAACAUUUAAUCCAAUUAAAUAUACUUAAAUGUUGUCAUCAUCUUCAGACAGUGAGGACUCAGUCCAGUCUGAAGAGCAGAGGGACUCAAUUCGGGAUGAUCUUAGUAAAAUGAGCUUUGAAGAAAUUAUGAAAUUAAAAGAGGAGUUGGGUGCAAAAGUAUACAAUGAAGCAAUUUUGGGAGUAGAUAAUGACAAAGCUGAAAAGUCAAGCAGGAACAAACUUAAAUCAUUUAAGCGAUUAAAUAAAAACCGUCCACGCGAAUUGUCUGCUAAAAGACAGGUGCCUUUUGUAUCUAUCGAACAGAUGAAACGAAAUAAAACCGACGAGAAAUUGCGUGAUCCUCGAUUUGAUGAAAAUUGUGGAGACUUUAAUGUAAAACAUUUCAAAGAAAACUAUAAAUUUCUUUCUAGAAUUCGCCAAAAGGAUAUUAUAAAAUUACGCAAACAGUUACGAGAAACGACUAACAGCGAUGAUCGUAAGAGUCUGCAAACAGAGAUACAAAAGCUAGUUAAUAAAAACGUUGAAGAAAGAAAAUGGCACAUAAAACAACAGGAGCUGAAACGUGAAAAAUUAGAGAUUCAAGACGCGAUUCAGAAAGGACUUAAGCCGCAUUAUAAAACAAAAAAGGAGCGACGUGCUAAAGAAUUGGUCACCCAGUUCGAAAAGCUUAAGGAAUCGGGUAAACUCAACAAGCAUUUAGAAAAGCGUCGGAAGAAAAAUGCUGCCAAGGACCGAAAACAACUUGGAAUUGCAUAGCAUUAUUUUUAUUUUUUUUCAUAUAGAAAGUAUUUAUUAAAUAAACGUAAAUCAAAACUUAA
This is a messenger RNA of Bactrocera neohumeralis, 946 nucleotides long. RefSeq names its product ribosomal RNA processing protein 36 homolog. Gene Ontology annotation, cellular component: nucleolus; 90S preribosome. The coding region runs from base 156 to 884 and encodes 242 amino acids. The record is from RefSeq and is a predicted model, not a curated record. Lineage: Eukaryota; Metazoa; Arthropoda; Insecta; Diptera; Tephritidae. Gene Ontology annotation, biological process: maturation of SSU-rRNA from tricistronic rRNA transcript (SSU-rRNA, 5.8S rRNA, LSU-rRNA). The transcript is spliced from 3 exons.